Molecule: messenger RNA, 657 nt
Organism: Paraglomus occultum
Lineage: Eukaryota; Fungi; Glomeromycota; Glomeromycetes; Paraglomerales; Paraglomeraceae
Source: the annotation of a GenBank genome assembly
AUGGAAGAUCUGCCUGCGUUUGAGUUGCUGGAAACUUUACUCUAUGAGCCGCAAUCAGGCUUUUACUUGUUGUCAUACCAUCUUGAACGACUCAUUGAAGCAGCAAAAUAUUUCAUAAAAUACACGAAUAGCGACAACUUUCAAGCCUGUCUUAAGUCUGACUUUCUUAAUGUCGUUGAGACAGAAUUAGAAAGAGCCGUUGAAGCCUGUGAUCGUGAUAAUUUUCAACGAGUUAGGCUAACAGUUGCCUUCGAUGGUGCGACGCGUGCAACAAGCGUUGUAAUAAAUCCAAACGUCAAUCAACCGGGUCGAUUGUACGUAAGCCUGGAUAAUGUUCCUACCUCGACGAUGAAUAAUCCGUUUGUCCUUCAUAAGACAACGCAUCGAAGUGUUUAUGAAAGUGCAAAACGACGCGUUGUCAGUAGAUUUCCUUCUUUGCCAAUAUUUGACGUUGUUAUUUACAACGAACAGGAUCAAGUGACAGAAUGUUCUAUAGCAAACAUUGCUGUCGAGUAUCACGAAGACGGGAAAUCUGUUUGGAAGACACCCGCCGUUGAAUGUGGCUUAUUGCCGGGAGUUAUGAGGAGGCUUUUGAUAGAGAAGGGAGAAUUGAUUCCUGCAACUAUCAGUGUAGAAGAUCUGAAGCGAGCCCAGAAG